Messenger RNA from Symbiodinium sp. CCMP2592, 3123 nucleotides. NCBI's taxonomy places the organism in Eukaryota, Dinophyceae, Suessiales, Symbiodiniaceae. The record is from the annotation of a GenBank genome assembly.
AUGCAGUGGGCCGGCAAGCAGUUGAAGCGCUUCUUCCAGCCCAAGCCGGCUGAUGAAGUCUCUCCUCGCCGCACGACGGCCGAGGCUCAUCCACAGGAGUCUCGAACAAAGGGCCAGCUGAAAGAAGAGGCGGUGAGAUUGAAGAGCCAACUUGACGCCUUGACUGCGGGACUGGAAGUCUCUGUUGUAAAUGGGACUUGGGUUCAACGCUUCAUUGAUCUGCACCAGCAGCACCUGGAGAUUGGCUGUCGACUGGAGGAUGGCACCGUAAAUGUGCAAGCAGAGGUCAAGCGGCUGCAGCACGUUUUGGCCCACUCCAAAGUUGUGGCGGCGCUGGACACACCAGGGUUGUACCGCGGACGGACUGGCCAUUUAGGGCCUCCAGCACGCCGGACGGACGUUUUCAGCUCGAGUUUAGAUGAUGACAGCGAUGAGGUCCUGCAUGGCGACCAGGCGAGACAAGGUCAAGCAGCGAAAGGUUCCGGCGAGGAUCACGACGACCUGGAGCGCUCGUAUGAUGCUUUCGACACUUUCCACGCACCAGGUGGCUCGUUUCAGCCGCCUUCGCGCCAAACCAAUCAGGCUGCGAACCCUGGACGUGCGCAGGCAGUCGACCAAGCGGCAGCAGCACGCGCGGAAGCAGCGCGCAAAGUAGAUGAGGAAGGGCUGGCCACAGAAGCCAUUGAGGCAGCGGAAGCAGCGCGAAGAAGUGAAGAAGAACGCGUGGCCAGAGAGGCAGAGGAAGCAACGCGCAAAGCGGAACAAGAACGCUUGGCCAGAGAGGCUGAGGAAGUAGCGCGCAAAGCGGAAGAAGCACGUGUGGCCAGAGAAGCAGAGGAAGCAGCACACAAAGCCGAAGAAGAACGCCUGGCCAGAGAAGCGCAGGAAGCCGAGGAAGCAGCGCGCAAAGCGGAAGCAGAACGCCUGACCAGAGAGGCAGAGGAAGCAGCACAGAAAGCACAAGAAGAACGCUUGGCCAGAGAAGCGGAGGAAGCAGCACAGAAAGCAGAAGAAGAACGUUUGGCCAGAGAAGCGCAGGAAGCAGAGGAAGCAGCACGCAAAGCCGAGGAAGAACUCCCGGCCAAAGAGGCAGAGGAAGCAGCACGCAAAGCGGAAGCAGAACGCCUGAUCAGAGAGGCAGAGGAAGCAGCACAGAAAGCAGAAGAAGAACGCUUGGCCAAAGAGGCAGAGGAAGCAGCACGCAGAGCGGAAGAAGAACGCUUGGCCAGAGAAGCGGAGGAAGCAGCACAGAAAGCAGAAGAAGAACGCUUGGCCAGAGAAGCGCAGGAAGCAGAGGAAGCAGCACGCGAAGCGGAAGCACAACGCUUGGCCAGAGAAGCGGCGGAAGCCGCACAGAAAGCGGAGGAAGCAGCACAGAAAGCAGAAGAAGAACGCUUGGCCAGAGAAGCGGAGGAAGCAGCACAGAAAGCAGAAGAAGAACGCUUGGCCAGAGAAGCGCAGGAAGCAGAGGAAGCAGCACGCAAAGCGGAAGCAGAACGCUUGGCCAGAGAAGCGGCGGAAGCAUCAAAGAAAGCAGAAGAAGAACGCUUGGCCAAAGAGGCAGAGGAAGCAGCACGCAAAGCGGAAGAAGAACGCGUGGUCAGAGAGGCAGAGGAAGCAGCACGCAAAGCAGAAGAAGAACGCUUGGCCAGAGAAGCGCAGGAAGCAGAGGAAGCAGCGCGCAAAGCGGAAGCAGAACGCUUGGCCAGAGAAGCGGAGGAAGCAGCACAGAAAGAAGAAGAACGCUUGGCCAGAGAAGCGGAGGAAGCAGCACAGAAAGCAGAAGAAGAACGCUUGGCCAGAGAAGCGGAGGAAGCAGCACAGAAAGCAGAAGAAGAACGCUUGGCCAGAGAAGCGGAGGAAGCAGCACAGAAAGCUGAAGAAGAACGCCUGGCCAGAGAGGCACAGGAAGCAGCACAGAAAGCAGAAGGAGAACGCCUGGCCAGAGAGGCAGAAGAAGCAGCACGCAAAGCGGAAGAAGAACGCUUGGCCAGAGAGGAAGCAGCACAGACAUCGGAUCAGAUUCUGCCAACCAAAGAGGGACACGGUGCAGCUAAGCUGGAUGCACUGGCCCAAGAUACUGCCGUCUUUGGGCCGGGGGCAGAGAAAACCCUGGCCGAUGAAGUGCAGACUCAUGGGCAAGCUUCCUUCGGGAAAGGUUCGACCAUGCCUGAGGCAGUCAGGCUACACGCCGCACAGCUUGACGCAGAGGAGGAUUUGCUCGGUGGCCCUGAUGUCUGCUCCCGGCCUGUGGAUAUCCUGGAGGAUGUGUUAGGCCCCAACACGGCGACUGCCACUUUCGACCAGGAUGCGACUGGUGCCGGACAGCGACUUCCUGCAAGCCCCCCUCAGCCACAAGCAGAAGUGCCAGAAGCGAGUGCCUUGCCAGAGAAGCCGGUCACGCUGGCAUUAGAGUCCGAUGAGGAGGACCUCCUGGGUGGCACAAGCGUUGCAAGUCGGCCACUUGCCACGUCUGCCGACGAAGAUCUGUCUUCUCUGGAAUGCCGAGUACCGCCGCUACCCGUCGGCCAAGCCAGAAAUGCUGUGCCUAAUGGCCCAAUGUCAACAAAGGACUCGGCAGUUUUCUCUCCUUCGGUGGUUCUGGUGCUGACUGGCGAGGGCACGAAGGACUUGCCAGCGGAGAAACGACGGCUAGGUCCAAUGACUCUAAGGCAAGGACCCUGGAUCAUGGGCCGGCGGCAUCAGCGGGAGUUCUUGCAAGCGGUCGUGAAAGAAGAGUACAUCGACUUCGUGAGUCGUAACCACUUCGCAAUCGCUUUCGAAGACCAGUGCUUCUUCUUGUUGGCCUUAUCUCAAAACCGGAUCUGGUUGGACAGAGGGGAGGCCUCGGGGACAAGGAGCCUGCAGCGUGACGAAAUGCAGCGACUGCAACCUGGAAACCGCAUCCUGCUUGGCACCAGCGAGGCCGGAGACUCCGCAGGGAUCGAUUCACCGAGGCUCACUCCGCUGAGAGGACUCAAAGCAACAUGGGAGCUGCUGGAACUGGAUCCUGAAGCCUAUCUCUGUUGUUUUGAAGCAAGUUCUCCAAUUACACUGCUCAAAAAGACAUCAUCCACAUGCAUCCUUUUCGGCACAUGCACUCAACCGUUGUGGACAACUUGA